AUUGGAUGCGGAUGUGGCGCGCAUUAUCAAAACUUCCAGUCGUAUGAAGCCCAACGCUCUAUUUGUUUCACUUAGGAGGACUGUUACGCAAGCUUAGAUUCUGUCCUGAAGGUAGCGGUCCGACAGUGUGAUCACAAUAUUGAUCAAUAACCGAAAUAGAACCUUAACAGGCAAUUUUUCUUUUUAAAUAUCAUAGCCAAAUACAGAACAACAAAUGACCGAAACUGAAGGAGCGGUCAUCUAUCGACGUAAUGUUGUGAAGGAAACCAGUAGCCUACCAGGGACUACUGAUAAUGUUGAUAAUGAACAGGAAUCUGAUACUGAAUCCAAAGAAGUAAGAUUAACACUUAUGGAAGAAAUAUUGUUGUUGGGGCUGAAAGAUCGAGAGGGGUACUUAUCAUUUUGGAAUGAUAGUGUAUGUUGUGGACUCCGGGGAUGCAUACUUGUUGAACUUGGUCUUAGAAAUCGUAUUGGACUUGAGCCAAGUGGGAUGCGUCGUAGAAGCCUGUCAUCUAGAUGCAUCGUCGUCAAGAAAAGCGUACCGACUGGCGAUGCAUUACUAGAUGAAGCUCUCAAACACAUUAAAGAGAACAAGCCUGAAAACACCAAGACAUGGAUUGAAUACCUCAGUGGCGAAACGUGGAAUCCGUUUAAAUUACCGCUACAGCUCCGCAAUGUUAGGGAAAGGAUAGCAAAAAAUCUCGUGGAAAAACGCAUAUGCACUACAGAAAAACAAAAUUUUAUUCUUUUUGAUAUGAUGACGCACCCUUUGAUAGACCUUGGGAGUAAACAACGUGUAAUUAGUCGUAUUCAGGAUGUCGUCCUUAAUAAAUGGAGCAUAGAUGUUCAGAAAAUUGAUAGGCGACUACUCUCUCUUGUGCUUUUGUCUCAUUAUUCCGAUGUUCUAGAAAGUGCUUUGCAGCAUCUCCCAGACAAUGUUUAUGAUCUUGCCAGAAAGCGAGUUGAUGAUGCACUGCAACUAGACUUCUUUUCAGAGGCCAAUAAAGAAGGUUCUUGUGAAAUGCUGUGGGCGGUUAUGGCCGCCCUUAAUUCUUAA
Molecule: messenger RNA, 1057 nt
Organism: Schistosoma turkestanicum
Lineage: Eukaryota; Metazoa; Platyhelminthes; Trematoda; Strigeidida; Schistosomatidae
Source: the annotation of a GenBank genome assembly